UUACUCAAAACGAGAAUGCCCACAAGGUGUUCGACACAAUUCCUCAAUACCCAAAUUGGGGUCUCCGUUGUAUUUGGCAAAGACCCUCUCACGUGGUCUGCACGUGACAUCUUCUUCCAUUACCCUUACUCGUUCGUUGGUUUUCUCCUUUACCGCUUCUCCUCUGUUUCUUCUCGGUACCAAGAAAACGCAAGAUCAAAUCUUUGAAAAUCGUUACUUGAUAGUCUCUUUCUAAGCAUGGAGCCUCGUGUUCUAGGAGAUGUUAAUUACGAACAAAUCUUCCAACGCGCUAAAGAUUUCUACCAUGAGAAAGAUUACGUCAAGGCGUUGGAGGUAAUUGAGGAUUUGUAUUUCGUCCAAGGGGAAGACAGAGUAGCUGUUGAUGCGCUACAAGGUCAGAUCUUUAUGGAGCUAGCGGUGAAAACAAAGCGCCCUGAUGUGAAAGUUGCAUACUUGUUGGGUUGUGUACAAUGUCUUCCGAGAACUCCUGGGUGGUCACAGUUGGCGGCAAUUUCACUCCUCACUUUGGCUCAACAGCUUGAGUCAGUGGUUUAUUACAAGAAAUCGGUGCAUCAAGCAAAGAGAGCUUUAUAUGAUCUUAUAGUGAAUUUUCCGGAGGACCUAGAAGAACAGAGAGCAAUGGUGUCUGUGAUCGAAAAUGCAGAGUCAAGAAUAGCUGAAUCCAAGAGACGAGUUGCUUCUUCUGUAAGAAACUGUGAACAAAUAGAUAGGGAGUCGUUAAAGGAAGAUGGGGAUACAGAGAAGAGUGAGUCUGAUUUCAUCAAAGGAUUGAUGUUGUAUUGGGCUGGUUUGAAUGUUGAGACCAAAAGGAACUUAAUGAGAGUAAGCAUUGCGGAUCUCACGAGUUAUGUUGAGGGAGUAUAUGGUAGUGAAGGACUAAAUGCAUUGGAGCAAGCUCUCACUUUUGCUAGGGAAGAGAGAAAAUGGAGAUUCUGGAUGUGUAGGUCUUGUUCGAAGAAGUUCUCAAGUGCUGAAGAAUGUAAGAAUCAUCUUGAACAAGAACAUCGUGCAAAAGUUAUUACCGAUUUUACAACGCAUAUGGUCCAUAUGCCCCAAAGGAUAAGUAAAGUCUGGGCUCGUAAGAUAUCCACUGGAGGUUGGGAACCAGUGGAUGCAGCAGCUGCCAUUGAACUGAUUAAGAAUCGAUUGGAAGAUGUGAAAGCAUUUUCCUAUAAGAAUGGAUGGUCUAAAGACUGGCCUUUAGCUGCGGAUGAAGAGCGCAGUAAGUUACUCAAGGAAAUCCAAUUGCUCCUUGUGUCGUUUUGGGACUGUAAGAUUCUCUCUUGUAGCAUUCGAGACUGGGUGAUGCAUUUUACGGUUAAGCAUCUUGAAAGGCUUGAAGUUUCCAAACAUACUCUCGUUGAUUGUUGCCUACUGGAAACACCUCAGAUUAUUUGUUUUUGUGAAUGUGCUGAACUCAAUCAAAUCCUGGAAUUUCUUAAAAAGAUCAAGCGUGAAAGGGAUGAUGGUACAGAUCUAGUUUCCAGAGCUGUAGACAGUUUCUGCUGUGCAACACAAGUUAAAGAAAAGCUCGACUUUGACCCUCAGUUUUCAGUUCUGCUCCUGGAUAAGAGACUGCUGCAAUGCAAGAUUAAUCGAUUCGAUGAUGAAGGGACAGUCAAUGUCUUUGAUCCCAGUGUUCACUAUGCCAAUGCACAUGCUCAGGGAGGUUAUAUCGUUUCCUGGUUAGUCGACAACUCUUCAGGAGAUGAAAGUUUUCGAUUUCCCACACCUAUCAGGAUGCACAAUCUUGAUAUAUGGGUGGCUGUUCUGAAAGCUGUUCAGUUUACAUAUAGGACUUUGUCAAUCAAAUAUACAAAGAAGUGGCAGCUCCUAGAUUAUGAUACAGCUCUUACCACCGCCAAAAAUUUGUGUAUUAGCGAAGAUGCAAAGAGGAAGAAUCUUCAGAAAGAUCAAUGGAACAGUUAUGCAUCUCUUCUGUGCGAUACAUGUGAAGAGCAUUUAACGAUAGACGCUGGAAAAUCCCCGACCACAAAACUAUUCUUCUGUGCUGUACAAGAUGUUUUCAAAGGAGCAUCAUUUCCGACAUUUAAUUUUCAAAAUUGCAUGAAUGUUAUACGUGAGCAUAAAAAUCUUGGUGAUGAUAUUGUGAUGAAGUCAAUAGACUUUCUGAUAUUAGUGAUCACCAACAAGGUUGUUCGAAUAGAUUCAAAAUUUUUGCUGGUUGAAAGUAUAAGGAUUAAUUUGCUGGAAAACCUCACCAGACUUUCUGUUUUCGACUAUCGCUCUUACAUUCUUCGACCAAUGAAAGAACUCAUCCUGGAUGGUAUUAUAUAUAUGGAAAACAAAGCAAAGUUAGCUGCAGCAGAAGCAGAUCUUAUAUCCAAGGGAAAACAAAAGGAGGAGAUGAAGUUGCCAUCGAAGAAAAAGAAAACUAAAAACAAAAAGAGAACUUCAACAAGCAUGUCUAGUCACCUUGAUAAGAGUGUUGAACAUGCAAAUUCUGUCAACCUUGAACUGGAAAAUACAUCUCCAUCAGUGUGGUCAGAUUCUGUGGAGAAUGGAGGGUUCGGCCUGAGAUUCUGUUUUAUGAAGCUAUCGGCCUAACAAGUGACAGAACUAUAUCAAUAUAGGAAGCAAGCGUUGAUGUAUAAAAAGUUAAAAACAGUGGCAAGUUAGAAGUUGUGUUCAUUAUGUGAACAGAUCAGUUAUUAUUGUUUCUGCAACUCCAAGAACUGAUUAUAUGAUA
This is a messenger RNA of Capsella rubella, 2731 nucleotides long. RefSeq lists its product as uncharacterized. The coding region runs from base 238 to 2589 and encodes 783 amino acids. The transcript has 5 exons. Lineage: Eukaryota; Viridiplantae; Streptophyta; Magnoliopsida; Brassicales; Brassicaceae. The record is from RefSeq and is a predicted model, not a curated record.